CUCACCAGCUGAGUUGGAUGAGUUGUGCCGUGUUGGGGGGGGGGGGCUAUAAAAGCAAGGACGCGACACUCCUUAUCCAGACCAGAGCCUGCAGAGGUGGCUACAUCAUCAGCGUCGAAAUGAACAUUUGGUGCAAAUCGUGCAAAUGUCCUGUUAGUGCUCCGUGCGCCUCUCGUCGUCUGGCCGACGGUCAGCGCACCUCCUCCUGCAGGAGGUUCAGAUCCACCAAAGGAGCAUCCAAAGCUCGACGGGAUCACAUCAAUCAUGAGAUCAGGAAUUUGCGCACUCUGUUGCCCAUCACCCAGGAGGACCAGGAGCGUCUCUCCUACCUGCACUCCAUGGCCGCCAUCUGCACCUACAUCAGGAAGUCUGUUCUCUUCCAGGGACUCCCAGCUGGGGUGAGAUCCCACUGCUCUCUGCCAUACGAGGCCUUUCUUCAAGCACUGCACGGCUUCAUCCUGGUCACCACCGCACAGGGGAGGCUGGUCUAUGUGUCCGAAAAUGCAGCUGAAUAUCUCGGUCUUUCCAUGAUAGAUGUGCUUCAAGGAGACACUUUCUAUGACAUGGUGGAACGCUCUGACAUUGAUAUUGUUAAAUCAAACCUGGACAUUAAAAAGAACUCAUCAUCAGAGAGGAGCUUUAUAUGUUGUAUGCACACCACCAAGGCCUUCAAGCUGCAACACGGCAGCGGCUGUUCCAUGAUGGUCAGAGGGAGAUUCCAGUCUUUCCUUCAGCCUUGUCCGUCCUUGUCUUCAGCCUGUCCCACCAACCAGCCUCUGUUCGUGGCCCUCUGCACCCCCACGGUCAACCGCCUGCAGAGCUCGGACUCUGACUUCCAUCACAGCUUCAACAGUGUCCACAGACUCGACAUGUCCUUCACUCAGCUGUCCGACAGUGUUUUAUAUUUUUUGGGCUGUUCGGCAGAAGAGAUGACUGGUCGGUCGUGGUAUGGUCUCGUCCACCCUGAAGAUCUUUCUUUGAGUGCGGUUUCUCACAGAAGUUUAAUGCAGGCAGAUGACGGCUUCCAGGUGGAGAUGGUGCUCAGACUCCAGUGUAAGGAUCUUUCGUGGACCUGGGUCUACAUUCGAGCUAACAAAAACUCGGAGUGCCAGAGCGUGAGCUGCGUUAACUUCAUCAUCAGUGAAACAGAGGCCAGAUUUCUGCAGGAGAAAAUCAGCAGCGAUGCCUUCAGGCCAUCAUCUCUAUCUCUGUUAAAUUCCUGCCAUUUUGCGGGUCAACAGGCGCCACAAGCUCAGAGCCACAACAACACUAAAUGCUUUAAAAGACAGAGGAGUUCUGACAGCCAAAGCGAGGAGCCAGGAGCCAAAGCUAGACGGGAGUCUGAGCAAGACUUAUACUUUGUGGCGUGCGUGUCCUCCCCAGGCGAUAGCUCACCUGUUCCCUUGGGUGACAGCCCUGCUCUCUUCACCCCUCCCUACAGCCCGGCCUCCUCCAGCUCCUCUCUGCAGCAGCGGGAGCUCAGCCAUGACCUCCUGAUGGAUGUGCAUGGAUACACAGAUCAGCUGCUGUCCUCCCCUGAGUGCUCUCCCUACUAUUAUUCCUACCCAGAGGCAGGGCUCACCUGUCACCAAUCACCCUCCGACUCCCUCCCUGCAGCUGCUGAACAAACCUUUGACCAAGCAGCCUCUCCACUCUCUUCUUCCUCCUCCUCCUCUUCCUCCUCAUCUCCGACCUAUGAUUUCCAAGCUUGUUCCGCCGAUGCUCGAUUAGUUCCUGACUACCGGUCUGUGUCAGACAUGUGUGAGAGCCCCGUGGACUGCGCUCUGCAUCAAGACGACUUCAGCCUUCCAGAGCAGCCACAAGGGGGCAGCCGUGUCCAAAUGCAUCACGUCCCCCACCAUGUGUUGCCCAUACAUUCCAGCCUUCUUACCCCCAACCAAUCUCCCACAUCCACAGAGUCUAACCAUUACAACGAGAGGGAGCAGGCGGAGAUCAGUAUUCUGGCUCAGCAGAUCUCCUCCCUGGCCAGCAGCUUUGCCAUGUACAAUACCCUAAGUCCACUUCAAAAUGUGGCCCAACCUGCCACCACUAACACCCUGGCCUCCACCAGCAACUGGCCCCAUCACCCUUCUCUCCCCUCGGGCUCUCUGCUUAAGCGCGAGAUGGUCCUCGAUGACGGCGUGUUCGACAGCAUUCUGAAGGACCUGGACGCGGUUACAAGGAAAAGCAGCAUGUCUGGCCCCGGUGAUGUAGCAUGCAGCUACCAGCAGGGCUUGCUGAGCUGCAGGAGUGGGCCCCAUCAGCUGGAGCAGGAGCCCCUCUGGCUCUCCCCGCCCAUCACAGAGGACCCGCUGCCUGCAGAGCAGUUCACUGCCAUGGAUCCCUUCAGUUUGCAGUCGGGACACUAUGUCCAAAACACUGAGUUGCAUCAACUCAACCACUAUAUGCAGAGUGCCCUUCAGCAAGAUGGACUUGCUGAAGAAAACCUGUACUGAAAUAAGUCUGUGACUUACUGCACUACCACUUGUAUGACAUAUUGUCAGGGCAAUCUUCCUUCGCUGGGUAUAAAGACGAGUGAAAGAGAAAGAAACUUAAACGACAUCUCUGCCAAGACACUGUUUCCUCAAAAGACGCAUCCAAAGUAGAUCAUGUGCUCUUCAAGAAAACAGCUCUGUCUUCAUUUUUUAAUACUGCUGUCCGCUGUGUUUUAUGUUUUGCUAAUGUCUUACAUUUUAUGAAAAAGGUACUUUUUAAAAAUGUGUCCAACAACUCUUACACACUGCAAUGGAGGUUUAUUUACCUUCUAAUGCUGAGUGACCACAGUUUACUAUUGAGCACUUUAUCAAUGUCAUUGCCAUAAGAAUUUUUAUGAAUGAGAAGGCAUGCUGAUUUAAAGGAGUCUUACGGAGAUUUCAAAGCUAACUGGCAGAGCUUUAACA
Messenger RNA from Etheostoma spectabile (orangethroat darter), 2900 nucleotides. RefSeq names its product neuronal PAS domain protein 4 like (gene npas4l). Gene Ontology annotation, biological process: regulation of transcription by RNA polymerase II. The coding region runs from base 18 to 2456 and encodes 812 amino acids. The record is from RefSeq and is a predicted model, not a curated record. Lineage: Eukaryota; Metazoa; Chordata; Actinopteri; Perciformes; Percidae. Gene Ontology annotation, molecular function: protein dimerization activity; DNA-binding transcription factor activity, RNA polymerase II-specific; RNA polymerase II transcription regulatory region sequence-specific DNA binding. The transcript is spliced from 10 exons.